AUGUACCCGUCUCCAACCUCGGCCGAUAGGUCGGAGGAUGACGCAGGGCCGUUCAAGAAGCGCACUGCGAGAGCCUGCGAUUCAUGUUAUAAACGAAAGAUCAAAUGUGACGCUGCGGUGCCACAAUGUAACUGGUGUAGCCACCAUAAUAUUCCUUGUACCUUUGAUCGGGUAGUCCGGAGAAAAAGGAAAGAUAAGAACAAUGCAAACAACCCACAAAAAUCAGACCGCUUGGCAGAACGCAUUGAGAGGAUAGAGAAACUACUAACGGACGGCUUGUUGCGAGAAAAUACUCCCCGUGAACCCCCAGCGAGCUCUGCCCCUAGCAACUCCCCACUGUCUUUACCUCCUACUACUCCAUCCCCAGGCAAUCCGUCUGUCUCCUCAUCUGUACCUCUUCAUUUCGCUGGACGAGAGUUCGGUGUGGUCAGUCUUAUCACUGGAAUCCCGUUCUUGCUCCCAGAGGGACGACAAUGGGUAGAAUCGCGGACUGGCCAGAAAAUUUCCUUUGAUAAGCUUUGUCCAUCGAAGCCGCCGUGGGAAAAGCAACGGGCGCUGAGCUCCAACGCAUUGUUGACGAGCCUGCAGUCCCACAAUGUCUUCGAGCUUCCCGACCGUCAUGUCGUGGAAUCCCGAUUUGAUGCAUACCGCUGGUCUUUGAUGCAGCGAGUAUUCCCCGUUCUAGACUGCGUCUUGUUUAUAGAUACCAUCAAUGCCGCGUAUCGGAGCGAAUGCUUAGGUGGUCACUCCGCGCCAGCGAGUGUGCGGGCCUGCGUGUUUGCUUUCAUUGCUUUCUCAACCUUUAUUCAAAAUCCUUGCUUCAACCCCCAGGGUAAGGAAUUACCAUCUGUUGACGGGGAACAAAACAUCCUAAAGGUACAACAUCUUUUACCGCAAAUCUUGCAGGAGCCCACUUCUAGAGAGGGCUUGGAGGCACUCACAAUGUUGGCUCUCUGUGAAUUAGUCGCCGGAAAUCUGCAAUCGGCCAACUAUUACGGGUCUCUGGCAGCUCGAAUGAUCUUCAUGCUCGGCAGUCAUGCUCCCCCGUGCCCGCAAACUGCCUUAGGGCGGUUGGUCGACACCAAGACCCGAGUGCAACACCAGUUGCGGAAUUUAUUCUGGGUGUGCUAUACCAUUGAAAAAGAUGUCUGCCUUCGGACCGGUCAACCCCAGCUAUUCACAGACGAGAACUGCGACCUCACACUGCCGUACGGCUACGUUGAAAAGCUAUACAGCAGUAUGGAAUACCACCAUCACUCGAUGGAAAUUCCCGAAAGUCCAAUAUUCCCCGUCGACCUACGUCUAAGUAUCAUCAAAUCCAGAGCUUACAGCGCGCUUUACUCCUUCCGGUCCCUCAAAAAGACCGAUGCCGAACUCCUGAAAGAAAUUCGCGAACUGGAUGACGAGCUCGAGCGAUGGCGUAUGUCUGUUCCCCAAGAGUGGCGGCCAACGCUAUCGUUCUCUCACGAGACCCCCGACCCAAACGUCAGCAUGCAUUCGGUUAUGCUCCGCCUUAACUAUCAUCUCUGCAUGACUAUCAUCCACCAGGCCAGCAGUCGCUGCAAAUCCUGGGGCAACCGGCAAGGCGGCAUGAUGGACGGCGUUAGUUCAAGUCUGGCACUGUCCGUUGAAGCUAGCCGUUCGACGUUGUUAUACCUCGAGGCAGCAGAGCAUGUCCUUGUCGAUGGUAUUUUCUGGACAUUAAUUUUCUACCCCAUGUCCGCCGUCCUCGCUAUUUUUUGCAACAUCUUACAAAACCCGUCAGACCCACAAGCGACCAAAGAUCUGGGCCUUCUCAAAACCUCAACUAGCAUGAUGGAGCGCAUGAUCCUGAAACAAUCGUAUUCGUUUACUGAGAUUGUGCAUAUCAAACUGGUGGCCGAUUUCGUGAUCGAGCUGUAUCGACUUGCGAAUUGUGCUAUUGAGAAGGCGUGGAAUGAGCAGUCUGUCUGA
This is a messenger RNA of Aspergillus melleus, 1953 nucleotides long. RefSeq names its product putative C6 transcription factor. Gene Ontology annotation, molecular function: zinc ion binding; DNA binding; DNA-binding transcription factor activity, RNA polymerase II-specific. Gene Ontology annotation, biological process: regulation of DNA-templated transcription; DNA-templated transcription. Lineage: Eukaryota; Fungi; Ascomycota; Eurotiomycetes; Eurotiales; Aspergillaceae. The transcript is spliced from 6 exons. The coding region runs from base 1 to 1953 and encodes 650 amino acids. The record is from RefSeq and is a predicted model, not a curated record.